GGGCAAUCAAGCAUAAAGAAACCAAGGCACGACGUGUGACGAUGUCAGGGCGUCGAGUAGGCAACGGCACGGCGGCGUCAAGCUCGUGGCCGCAAGACAUUGAUAUAGAGCACAUGUACGGUGAAUGCCAGAAGCGCAUGGAGCGGGCGGUGGACCACUCAACGGACUUUACAAACUGGGCAUUGGUAUCGUCUCACAAGUCCCAGGUCCGCGUCUACCAAAACGAACGGAACGCGUCCAACCAGCAAUGCGCCAUGCGGUUGGUGAUCCAGGUGCCUGGAACAGUGCAUUCGUCCGUGGACAUGCUUCGACUCUUGGACAGUCCAAGCUUCCGCCUCAUCAUGAAGGAAAUGCACGGGAAGACGUUCAUCGACGGCGAAGUCCUGCAUGCCGACGGUCCGAGGCAUAACGACUCCGAGUCGUCGCUGGCACUCAAGUGGAUUGCGCUCAACACGGGUACCAUGUUCACCAAGCCAAAGGAGUUCCUCUACUACGAGUACUGUGGCGUGCAUCACUCGAGAAAGUACGGUCCUGUGGGCGUUGUGUUUCUCGAGUCGUACGACGGUGUGGGCGCCAAGUACGGCAUCCGUGCGCGGCCAGACAGCUUCAAACUCGCGACGUUCGAUCCGAGCUACUUUAUCAUGACUCCGUCUGCCGAACCCGGGAAAACGGUGAUCACCCUCACCGUGUCCAGCAAGAAGGCGGGCGGGUCGAAUCUCGUGAGCCCGUCGCUCAAGACGCUCAUGCUCAAGUACACGGCCAACUUUGCCAAUCUCGAAGGCCUCGCGCGGACGUCCAUGAGUCUUCCGAGCAGCAGGACCCAGUCGAACACGAUGCCGGACGUGUCCCCGCCGCCGUCCCGCAACCCCGACCACAUCAUUCCCGCCCACCGCGCGUCCGAGCCCCCCCCGCCUCGUCCGGCCUCGCUCGCGUCAGACACGUCCGCCAGCUCGGCACCGCCACACACGAGCAAGAAGAAGCCCCCGUCGAAGCGGCAAGAGUUCAUCAAUUCGGACUUUGAAGAGAUCUGCCACUCGGCCAUGCAAGUGCUCAACUGCCCCAUGGCUGGCAUCCGCACUAACUUGUUUGAGCUUGUGCAUUACGACCCCAAUGUGAACCCGGCGAACAUGCCCAAGUCGCUGCCGACGUUCCGCCGCAUGGCGCAGAGCGGCAAGCCGUGCGUGGUGCUGGACGUCAACUCGGACAAGCGCAUCAGCGUCGACCGCCGAGCCACGUCGCGCAUCCAGUUCUUCGUGGGGGUGCCGCUGACCCUCGAGAGUGGCGAGUGCAUCGGAGAUAUCUGCGUGGCCGACGUCAAGCCGCGCAAAAUCAUCGACUUUAACGCACUGGAGAUCCUCAAAGUGCUCGCGCAGUCGGCGACGCAGUACAUGAGUGCCGCAGAGUACUUGGCCGAGUUCACAGACCUCCCGAGGGACAUGGAACUGAAUGGGCAACUCAACCGAAGGAAGGAGCCUGUCGUUCUCCCCCGUGCCCCCCCCCCGAUGGCUGAGACCUCCUAUGCUCACCAUCAGUCUUAUGACGAUUACAUCCAAGAGGACGAGUUCUAAGUCUUAUCAACCACAAGAUAAGGAACCCCAUAGUGUCAAUGCAUUGGUUGGUUGGUAUGGUG
Messenger RNA from Aphanomyces astaci, 1630 nucleotides. RefSeq lists its product as hypothetical. The record is from RefSeq and is a predicted model, not a curated record. Bases 42 to 1568 code for a protein of 508 amino acids. Lineage: Eukaryota; Oomycota; Saprolegniomycetes; Saprolegniales; Verrucalvaceae. The transcript has a single exon.